AUGUCUACGUUGAGGGCAGCCACCGUCUCAAACAGGAUCAUCCGACGCAAGCGCAAACGAUCCGCAGAUGCGUCUCCCCAAACUGAGGACCCUGAACCUGGCGAGGCGGAGCUUGCCGUAUUUCCGUCUUCCGCGGACCCCCGUGGAGCUCCCACCACCAAUGCUAUUGCUUCUGAUGUACCCCGUCGCAAGGGUUCAACCAAGAAGGGCCCCUCCAGUCCUGCUCAACCCGAGGUUGCUGUUGUUGAGUGUGCCGUCGAGUGGCCGCCGUAUUUCAAGGAACUGGACAAGAUUCACCGCGCCUUGAACCUGGUCUUUACCUUUUGUUCAACCCGCAAACAUCUCGCCACAACCUUUGACACGAUUCGCACUACAGUGGAGUCACAUAUCAAAAAGGAACUAUUGGUUGAAGAUGUAGCAGCCAUUGUGGCUUUACGGCCGGAAGGCAUCAACUUUGCAUAUGUCGAUGAGCUCAUGCUGCAGACCGAUAUCAAGGGGGCAGAGAGGGAUGCGACAUUCAAAUCCGGCAAGUCUAAAGACAUUAGAUCCCAAGGUCCCGCCCCGGAUGCCUCAGUUGGUGGUCUGACUGGCAUGGAUGAUUUUACCAUGCGCCGGCACCCAGACGAGGACCCCAUCGGCGUAAAAGAAGUUCUUUAUUUUGAGUUUAUCGAUGGUGACCUCAAACGCCAAGUCCAACACAAGAAGACUGGUGAACCCACCAAGCCAAAUAGGCGGCUACGGGAUGAGGAUCUCAAGAUGCCUGUCUUUAGCCAGAAGCAAAUGACAACAUUGAUCGACAAGCGGAACAACAAGUUUGGCGCCGCUGUCAAUUCCUUCUUAAGUAAAUGCACUGCCGACAAGCUUGAUCCCGAGUUGGUCCUUCGUCAAGAGGCUGAAUCCUACAUCCCUAGCCCAACCCAGUCGAAAGAAGUCACACCCAAGCCCGAGGCUAGCACCGUACCCAAAUCCAUUCCCAAGGAGAGAAAACCCAUACCGGAAAUCGUUCAAGAGCUCAAAGAAAGCUCCUGGUAUACAGGGCAAAUCGUACCUGAUGGCCACCGGGUUUUCGAGGCACAGCCUCCAGUCUACGGAGAUCUUGAUUUUCUCCUCAGUCAAGACAUGGUGAAUGCGCUGUACAAUGCCAAAGGGAUCACCCAGUUUUAUGCUCACCAAACAGAGGCCAUAAACCAGCUCCGUGCGGGCAGCCACGUAGUAGUGUCAACGUCUACAAGCUCUGGAAAAUCUCUCAUCUACCAAUUGCCAGUUCUCCAUGCCUUGGAGCAGGAUCGUCUCACAAGAGCAAUGUACAUAUUCCCCACCAAGGCUUUGGCACAAGAUCAAAAGAGAAGUCUCAAAGAUAUGCUGUCAUACUUGCCUGGCUUGGAGGACAUUCUUGUCGAAACAUUCGAUGGUGACACACCAAUGCACGACAGAAACAUGAUUCGAGAAGAUGCUCGCAUUAUUUUCACAAACCCUGAUAUGCUUCACAUUACAAUACUACCCCAAGAAGACAAAUGGCGUACCUUUCUUCAGAAUCUGAAAUACGUUGUCGUUGACGAGCUUCACUAUUAUAAUGGGCUGAUGGGUUCCCACGUUGCUUUCAUCAUGAGGAGACUACGACGUAUCUGCUCAGCUGUUGGCAACCGACAUGUUCGAUUCAUUUCUUGCUCAGCGACUGUUGCGAACCCCGAGGCACAUUUCAAAACCAUAUUCGGCAUUGAUCAAGUCCACCUAGUCGACUUUGAUGGAUCGCCCUCUGGACGCAAGGAGUUCCUCUGUUGGAACACCCCAUACAAGGAUCCUGGCGAUCCCUCUAGCGGUCGUGGUGAUGCUUUGGCUGAAUGUGCGAGGCUUUUUUGUCAGCUUAUCCUCAGAGGCGUUCGUGUCAUAGCUUUUUGCAGAGUCAGAAAGCAGUGUGAAGCAUUAGUUGCUGCGGCAAAGUCUGAACUCGAGUCCUUGGGUCGGCCCGAGUCUAUGGCUAGAGUACAAGGUUAUCGUGGAGGUUACACGGCUCAAGAUCGUCGGCAGAUUGAAAGCGAAAUGUUUGAGGGAAAGCUCAUGGGCAUCAUCGCCACCACAGCCCUUGAGUUGGGCGUCGAUAUUGGUACACUUGAUUGUGUUAUCACUUUGGGAUUUCCCUACACAAUCGCCAAUCUGCGACAGCAAAGCGGACGGGCCGGCCGGCGAAACAAGGACUCGUUAUCAAUCCUCGUUGGGGAUUGCUUUCCCACUGAUCAGCAUUACAUGCAAAACCCGAAUGAGCUGUUCACAAAACCAAACUGCGAGUUGCAGGUGGAUCUCGAAAAUAUGCUUGUCCUCGAAGGGCAUGUGCAAUGUGCCGCUUACGAGAUGCCUAUUAGGCCUGCGGAAGACGCCAAAUAUUUUUCAAAAGACUUGCCCCGGAUCGCUGAAGAGCGAUUGAUCAAAGACGAACACGGCUUUUAUCAUUGCCAUGACAGAUUCCGUCCUGUUCCGUCGAGAUUUGUCGCUAUACGAGACACGGAAGAAGACCACUUUGCAAUCGUUGAUAUUUCAAAUGGCAGAAAUGUUGUACUUGAAGAGCUUGAGGCAUCAAGGGCUUUCUUCACAAUCUAUGACGGAGCAAUAUUUUUACAUCAGGGCAACUCUUAUUUGGUUCGAGAUUUCCAGCCUCAGAAGAUGAUUGCAAAGGUGGAAAAGGUCAAGGUUGAGUGGACGACGCAACAGCGCGAUUUUACCGAUAUCGACCCUGUGGAGACUGAAGCCAUACGUAAAAUCCCUGGAUCACUGUCUCGAGCAUUUCAUGGGGCGAUACGUAUACAGCAGAACGUAUAUGGGUAUUUCAAAGUCGACAAAAAAAGACGAAUCCUGGAUGCCGUGCAUGUAGACAACCCCCCAAUCAUUCGACAUAGCAAGGGCAUGUGGCUAGAUGUCCCAAAGAAAGCUCUUGAUAUCUUGAUAGAUCGCUGUCUGAACGUGGCGGGUGCUAUACAUGCUGCGGAACAUGCAGUCAUGAGUCUCAUGCCGAAUUUUGUCAUCAGCAUGCCAGGAGAUGUACGAACGGAAUGCAAGGUCGGUAUGAAGGAGUUUGCGCAAAAGGAAACGCAGAGAAAGCGACCGGCUCGGCUCACAUUUUACGAUGCAAAGGGCGGGGCUGGAGGAUCGGGCAUCAGCACAAAGGCAUUUGAAUUUGUCGAUUUGCUCUUGGCGCAGGCCUUGAAGCGAGUCGAGUACUGUCACUGUGAGCAAGGCUGUGUGGAAUGCGUCUGCUCAGAUCUAUGCAAACAUGCCAACGAAGUAAUGAGCAAAGCCGGAAGCUCGGUGAUACUCAAGGCACUUCUAAAUAUGGAGAUUGACGUCGAUGCGCUCCCCAUGGGCCCAGAGGAAGGAAGUCCUGCAGGCAUAGAGACCGUCGUACUCGCAAAACCUGUGCCUUCUCGAGGUCGAAUAUUUGUUGAUAAUGUGGAGGUCAAGAUUGAGGCGGACGAUGCCACAAAUGCGACAUCAACAUAG
Molecule: messenger RNA, 3492 nt
Organism: Pestalotiopsis fici W106-1
Lineage: Eukaryota; Fungi; Ascomycota; Sordariomycetes; Amphisphaeriales; Sporocadaceae
Exons: 1
Coding region: 1-3492 (1163 amino acids)
Molecular function (GO): nucleic acid binding; ATP binding
Source: RefSeq, a predicted model, not a curated record